GAGGAAACCUCUCCGACUACCGCGAAAGUAAGCUUUUUGACCAAUGAAGGAUCCGUAAAAUCUCGCGAUACUCCCAGCUCGCGGGAAAGCUGUCAUGGCUGCGCCUGUAUAGAAGCAGGGGGUUCUGACCUCAGGAAAACAAGGUCAUGCCUUCUCUUUCACUCCUUGAAGUGGCAUUGUAUUAUACAGACUAUUUUAAAGUGAUUUGAAAGUGUUUGAGUGAAUAGCACAAUGAAUAACAGAGCAGGUUCCUUUUUAUGGAACCUCAGACAAUUCAGUACUUUAGUUCCAACAAGCAGAACUAUGAGGCUAUGCCCUUUGGGAUUUUCCAGACCAAAAAUUGCUUAUUCAAACUGGAACCCAAGAAACCUUCUCUUAAGUGACUUUGGUAAUGGAGUGCAGUCAUCUAUUAGAUAUCUAUUUCAGGAUGCCUUAAUUUUUAAAUCAGGAGACAAUUUUCAAACAAAGGGCAUAGGCACUGAAACAGUCCUUACAGUCGACAGACUGCUUUGUCCUAGGAGACUGUCCUUUGAUUCAAAACACUCUCUUGACCCUGAUGAUGGAUUGAAGAAGAUAACAGUUCAUCAUAAGGCUUCCAAUGAAGAUGUGCUCAGCAAGGAAACAAAACCAACCCCUGUCAACUAUAAAGAACUGUCUCAGGAGUGUAGUUCUCUGAGUGAUGUGUUAGAUACCUUUUCAGAAGGACCUACAUUUCCCAGCAGUAACUAUUUUUCAGCAAUGUGGAUAAUUGCCAAAAGGAUGUCUGAUGACCAGAAGCGUGUUGAAAAACAACUGAUGUUUAACCACCCUGCAUUUGACCAGCUGUGUGAACAAAUGAUGAGAGAAUCCAAGAUCAUGCACUAUGACCACCUGCUAUUCAGUCUUCAUGCUAUCGUGAAGCUUGGAAUUCCUCAGAACACUCUGCUGGUACAGACUUUGCUGAGAGUGGUCCAGGAACGUAUCAAUGAGUGUGAUGAGAAAUGUCUUUCAGUUUUGUCAACUCUUUUAGAGGCAAUGGAGCCAUGUAAGAAUGUGGACGUUAUUCGAGCAGGAUUACGGAUACUAGCUGAUCAGCGAGUCUGGAAAAUAGAACGUGUCUUUACAUUACAAGCUGUGAUAAGAUGUGUUGGAAAAGAUGCACCAAUCGCCCUUAAAAGGAAACUGGAGAUGAAAGCCUUGAGAGAAUUAGACAGAUUUUCUGAUUUGAAUAGCCAGUACAUGUUUGAAGCAUUAGCUGCCAUGAAUUACCGCUCUAUUACACUUCUGGAUGAAUGCAGUAAGAUGGUCAUAGGUAAUAUUCAUGGGUGUCCUUUUAAAGUACUGAUCAGCAUAUUGCAGUCUUGCAGAGACCUCCGGUACCGUAAUUUAGAUCUUUUUAAGGGAAUAGCAGAUUAUGUGGCUACAACUAUUGACAUCUGGAAGUUAAAGCAAGUUCUCUUUCUCCUCAUUUUAUUUGAAAACCUUGGCUUUCGACAUACUGAUUUGAUGGACUUGUUCAUGAAGAAAGUGAUAGCUGACCCUGCCUCCCUGAACAUGAAGAGCAUCAUUUGUAUUCUUCAUGUGUAUUCUUCUCUCAAUCACGUCUACAGAUGCCAGACCUCAGAGUUCCAAGAAGUUAUGGCUAGUUCUCUGACUGGUUAUCUUCACCACAUCUCUUCUGAAAAUCUGUUGAAUGCUGUGUGUUCAUUUUGCUUGAUGAACCAUUUUCCCAUGGCCCUCAUUAAUCCACUUCUCCAAAAGGACGUCAUCAAUGAGCUGCUGAUAUCAGGUGAUGAGAGAAAUGCUCAAAAGCUUCGUAUUUUGGCUGCUUGCCUAAAACUGGAUAUUUCUUGUCAUGUGGCCGAAGACUUGGACCUGCCACCGCUGCUGUCCUCGGCAUUAUAUCCAAAUGUGAAGGUGGCAGACGCGCUAAGUAGCCUUCUGGGAGAAGGAUACUUCUCAAAACACAUACAGUUGCCACACAAUUAUCAUAUUGAUUUUGAAGUCAGAAUGGAUAUUAACAGGAGUCAAGUGCUUCCAUUUUCUGACGUGGUAACUUCUGCUGCAGAUAUUCAAAGAGUAGCUGUACUGUGUGUUCCUAGAUCUACUUACUGUUUGGAUUUAGCCCAUCCCAGAGGAUUCCUUGCUAUGAGAUUGCGACAUUUGAAAGUAAUGGGUUUUCACGUAAUCUUGGUCCAUAAUUGGGAGGUGGAAAGGCUGGAGAUGAAGGAUGUAGUCACAUAUUUGAAGACCAAACUCUACUCAACUGAAGCCUUUCUUCCUGCUGAUGUCACUCUGCAAAGCACGUGUUAAAGUCAAAGCGGACCUAAGUUCGUAAGAGAAUGUCAACGCAGACUCACUUCAGUUGUCGGUGGCAUUCACCUGACUGCUCACCGUAACAGAAAGUGUCACCAUCGUUAAAAUUAGCUUAAGAGUAGAAGAAAUGUUGUUCUUGGCAUUUUAGAAGGUGUCUCCAGAAGGGUCACUUUUGCAACCAUACCUGUUCCCUCUAGGGCCCAGAUAUCUGACAGAUUCGUGGGCCGUAGGUUUUACUUUUGCUCCUUAGCUUUGUUGUAUUGAACACUGGUUUCUUGGUUGCGCUGGGCUGCAGCUCAGGUGGCUUGGGCAGUCCUUGUGCUCAAAUCUCCACAUCUGCACCUUGCCGUAAGCUGUUCUCGGACUCAGGCGUUGACCACAUUUUUCAGCGUCGACCGCAUGGCAGUUAGCCGGGUGCUCGAAUGGCAGUGUGUGUAAGAAAUGAUGAGGUAGCAUGUGCGGAAUGGCUGCAGAUGGGAUCUACAUUUGUAGCAGGCGUUCAAGGUGGAAGUAGUUCGUGGGCCGCACGGAGAGACGCACGGAAGAGACCGUGCAGAGAUGGCAAGGAGUCCGAAGUUAUUAGGCUGUGGGUUGCGAGCAUCACUUUUGCCAUUGCUGAGGUCAUUCCUUUCCCUUCCUUCCCCUCUACCCAUCCCACCAUUUCAUGAAGUCUUUAAGAUUAAAGAUACAGCUGGACAAUGUUGUGAGUUCAGACCUGAGGACUGUUUUUCAAUCAUGUUUAUUCAUUUUUUUUUUUUUUUUUUUUUUUUAAAGAUUUUAUUUAUUUAUUCGACAGAGAUAGAGACAGCCAGCGAGAGAGGGAACACAAGCAGG
This is a messenger RNA of Ailuropoda melanoleuca (giant panda), 3129 nucleotides long. It is a transcript of the gene FASTKD2, whose product is annotated as FAST kinase domains 2. NCBI's taxonomy places the organism in Eukaryota, Metazoa, Chordata, Mammalia, Carnivora, Ursidae. The record is from RefSeq and is a predicted model, not a curated record. The coding region runs from base 232 to 2292 and encodes 686 amino acids. Gene Ontology annotation, molecular function: RNA binding. Gene Ontology annotation, cellular component: ribonucleoprotein granule; mitochondrial matrix. The transcript is spliced from 12 exons. Gene Ontology annotation, biological process: mitochondrial RNA processing; regulation of mitochondrial mRNA stability.